Messenger RNA from Vigna unguiculata (cowpea), 1386 nucleotides. Its product is annotated as phosphoglycolate phosphatase 1A, chloroplastic-like. NCBI's taxonomy places the organism in Eukaryota, Viridiplantae, Streptophyta, Magnoliopsida, Fabales, Fabaceae. Gene Ontology annotation, cellular component: cytoplasm. Gene Ontology annotation, molecular function: phosphatase activity. The record is from RefSeq and is a predicted model, not a curated record.
CUGCACCCAUGCACACACCACACAAAUAAUAACCAAAAAAAAAAAAACAAAACAAAAAACAUAGCAAUUCUGAAGGAAAUGCUCAGAAGCAGCACUUUAACACACAGUGUUACAGUCACCUGUGUUCGUCAAAGUCACAGACAAUGGCACCAAUCAAUUCCCGCGAACUAUAGAGUCUGUGACGCUGCUCGUAACACUCUGUUAUCGAACUCCGCGAUCUUCAAGUGGAAGACAAAAUCGAAUACUAAACGUAACAGCUCUGGAAUGGGAACCUUCACCACGCGCGCCUUGGCGCAGCCGCUGAAGAACGCCGACGAACUCAUCGAUUCCGUCGAGACGUUUAUCUUCGACUGUGACGGAGUUAUAUGGAAAGGGGACAAAUUAAUAGGAGGAGUUCCCGAAACACUUGACUUGCUCCGGUCAAAGGGAAAAAGACUAGUUUUUGUCACCAACAACUCAACCAAGUCUAGGAAGCAAUAUGGAAAGAAAUUUGAAACCCUUGGCCUGAAUGUCGGCGAGGAGGAGAUUUUUGCGUCAUCCUUUGCUGCUGCUGCAUAUUUGAAGUCCAUUGAUUUCCCAAAAGAUAAAAAGGUUUAUGUCAUUGGAGAAGAGGGAAUCUUGAAAGAGCUUGAGCUUGCUGGAUAUCAGUACCUUGGUGGGCCGGAAGAUGGCGGGAAAAAGAUUGAACUGAAGCCAGGUUUUUUGAUGGAGCACGAUGAAGAUGUUGGAGCAGUUGUUGUUGGGUUUGAUCGCUACUUCAACUACUAUAAAAUCCAGUAUGGAACACUCUGCAUACGUGAAAACCCUGGAUGCCUUUUCAUUGCUACAAAUCGUGACGCUGUUACUCAUCUCACAGAUGCUCAAGAAUGGGCCGGUGGGGGGUCAAUGGUUGGCGCCCUCAGUGGAUCUACUCAACGUGAGCCACUAGUCGUUGGAAAACCCUCAACGUUUAUGAUGGAUUACUUAGCAAACGAAUUUGGCAUUUCGAAGUCACAGAUAUGCAUGGUUGGGGACAGAUUAGACACUGAUAUCUUAUUUGGGCAAAAUGGUGGUUGCAAAACUCUUCUUGUGCUCUCAGGAGUCACCACACUGCCCAUGCUCCAGAGCCCUAACAACGCCAUACAACCAGAUUUUUAUACCAACAAAAUUUCAGAUUUUCUUACUCUGAACGCUGCAGCUGUAUGACCAAACACUUUACAUUUAUAAUUUAUAAAUGUAUCAUCCCCCAAUUGAAGGUGGGGAAGGAAAGUCGUGUAUUUUAUUUAAGAAGUAAAUAGUAAUUAGAAAAUGUUCCUUUAUUAUUAUCUUUUUCCACUAAAGAGAAUUAUGUACAAGAUUAUGAAAUGAGUAGUUUGAUUAUCUGUUAAUAUAAAUAUUGAUUAUGUA